Xenopus tropicalis (tropical clawed frog) is the source of this 1738-nucleotide messenger RNA. RefSeq names its product tubulin beta 2B class IIb (gene tubb2b). NCBI's taxonomy places the organism in Eukaryota, Metazoa, Chordata, Amphibia, Anura, Pipidae. Gene Ontology annotation, biological process: microtubule-based process. Gene Ontology annotation, cellular component: cytoskeleton; microtubule. Gene Ontology annotation, molecular function: structural constituent of cytoskeleton; GTP binding; GTPase activity. The record is from RefSeq and is marked provisional. Bases 114 to 1451 code for a protein of 445 amino acids. The transcript has 4 exons.
GCCGGCCAGACACCAUAGGGGUGUGCACAAAGGGGCAAGUAAAGCAACAAGAAAGGGCUACAACAUCCACUGAUUUACACCGCUUAUAAGACCAAUACCAAUCAAUCGUAACCAUGCGUGAAAUCGUGCACAUCCAGGCUGGCCAGUGCGGUAACCAAAUUGGAGCUAAAUUUUGGGAAGUCAUCAGUGAUGAACACGGAAUUGAUCCUACAGGCAGUUACCAUGGAGACAGUGAUUUGCAACUAGAAAGGAUCAACGUAUAUUACAAUGAAGCCACAGGUAACAAAUUUGUACCCCGUGCCAUCCUUGUGGAUUUGGAACCAGGCACAAUGGAUUCUGUCAGAUCUGGGCCAUUCGGGCAGAUUUUCAGACCAGACAACUUUGUCUUUGGUCAGAGUGGUGCUGGCAAUAACUGGGCCAAGGGUCAUUACACGGAAGGAGCUGAGCUGGUGGACUCUGUUCUGGAUGUGGUGAGAAAAGAAGCAGAGAGCUGUGACUGCCUACAAGGUUUUCAGUUGACCCAUUCUCUGGGUGGUGGCACAGGCUCCGGCAUGGGAACCCUGCUCAUCAGUAAGAUAAGGGAAGAGUACCCUGACCGAAUCAUGAAUACAUUCAGUGUGAUGCCAUCACCCAAAGUCUCAGACACUGUGGUUGAACCAUACAAUGCAACCCUUUCAGUUCAUCAGUUGGUGGAAAACACAGAUGAAACCUACUGCAUAGACAAUGAGGCCCUUUAUGAUAUCUGCUUCCGCACUUUAAAGUUAACCACACCAACAUAUGGUGAUCUUAAUCAUCUUGUAUCUGCCACAAUGAGUGGUGUAACAACCUGCCUUCGUUUCCCAGGCCAGCUUAAUGCUGAUUUACGCAAACUGGCUGUCAAUAUGGUGCCUUUCCCUCGACUGCACUUUUUUAUGCCAGGGUUUGCCCCAUUAACAAGUCGUGGCAGCCAGCAAUACCGAGCCCUGACGGUGCCAGAACUAACACAGCAAAUGUUCGAUUCCAAGAACAUGAUGGCGGCAUGUGAUCCACGUCAUGGACGCUACCUCACUGUGGCUGCUAUCUUCCGUGGAAGAAUGUCUAUGAAAGAAGUUGAUGAACAGAUGCUCAAUGUCCAGAACAAGAACAGCAGCUACUUUGUUGAAUGGAUUCCCAACAAUGUGAAGACCGCAGUAUGUGACAUUCCACCAAGAGGCCUCAAAAUGUCUGCAACCUUUAUCGGUAACAGCACUGCCAUUCAAGAGCUUUUCAAAAGAAUCUCUGAGCAGUUCACUGCUAUGUUCCGUCGCAAAGCUUUCUUGCACUGGUACACUGGCGAGGGCAUGGAUGAGAUGGAGUUCACAGAAGCUGAAAGCAACAUGAACGACUUGGUGUCAGAGUAUCAGCAGUACCAAGAUGCAACAGCUGAUGAGCAAGGCGAGUUUGAGGAAGAGGAAGGGGAAGAUGAAGCUUGAUGACAAAUGCAUCCUGGCAUUUUUAGAAAUCAAAAGGCACAGUUUUUAAAUAGCUAGAGCAUUUGCUCAGGAUUUUGUUCCAGUAUGUUUCUUCAUUUUCUAUUGUCAUUGAUACCACAAUCAAUUUUUUGUAACCUUUACAAAGUCAAAGUAACAGUUGUUGUUUUUAGCAUCUCUUCUAACUUUUACAAAAUGCCCAAACAUGAUUAGGAUGAUUGUAGAAGUGAUUUUGACCACUCUUAGAUGUUUUUGCCCAUUGGAUAAAAUCAUAAAAGUAUUUGUGCUCA